This is a messenger RNA of Linnemannia hyalina, 543 nucleotides long. The record is from the annotation of a GenBank genome assembly. NCBI's taxonomy places the organism in Eukaryota, Fungi, Mortierellomycota, Mortierellomycetes, Mortierellales, Mortierellaceae.
AUGAACUCCAAGCAAAAAAAGUACUUUGCAAAGAGCGACGAGAUUGAGUUGAAACAGUGGGGUGCACUAGCCGAUGUCUCGCAUCCCGACGACCUUGACAUAAUCUGGACGUCGAUCGCGAUGAACUUGCUGAAGAACUCAUCGCGACAGAGAAACCGUGAGGCUCGCAAUCGCCUCCGCCGCCUCUCUACAUACGACCGAAUGCGCAUUUGGGAACAACUGCAUGAAUCCGCCGCCACCGUCGAAGUCGCUUGGAAGUUACCGGGCAAUUCAUCUCGCUGCGCUAUUGAUGCAGAAGCGUUCAGUGGUUACAUAUUGUUUAUUAUUCAGGACGAGGCGUUUGAGCUGUGGUCAGAGUGGCCCAAGAUCUACGAGCCAUCGAGGGAGUCGGUCAAGGUGAUUGACAGCAUCCGGGACGAGUGGCACUUGAUUAACAUAGUCCACAACGUUUUCCAGGACCAGGAGCUCGAGAGCGUCAAGACUAUUAACAGCGUAGCCUCUGCAGCCACUACGAAUGGACAACACGAGGGACCUCUCUGCUAG